AUGACGUCCACGAGCGCCCCGCGCGGGACGAUGGGCGCCCGCAGGUCGCUCACGCGCGCGUACGAACGACACCGGAGACGCGCGCUCGGGGAGACGCACGAGGAUUUCGAUGCCGAGUCGCUCGGACGUGGGACGUCGCGCUUGCUCGAUGCCGCGCUGGGCGGUGGACGGAGCGACGACGCGGUGACGAUCGAUGUCCCGAUGCGAAUCGGGGGCGGACCGCGGUGGGUGGAACGGUGCGACGAGGCGUCGAGGAACGUGGAGCGGAUUCGGGAAAACUUGCGCGCGCUGCGGGACGCGCACGCCAAGGCGCUGUUACCGAAUUUCGAGGACGUCGGCGCCGAGGACGUCGUCGCGGAGUCGUUGACGAAGGAGGUGACAAAACUGUUCAAGCGGUGCGACGUGACGAUCCGAGGGGUGAGCGAGACCGGGGAGACGGGGGACGAAAAGGUGGUGACGAAUGCGCAGAGAAAGUUGGCUAUGGAGCUGCAAAGUCUAUCGCAGGAGUUUAGGAAGAUGCAGAAGGAGUACCUGGCGAAGCUCAAGUCACAGCAAGACCGUGGGCCCGGGGCGGCGGGCUUGGAUUCGUACGCGCAGUUUAGCGGCGGCGUGGGCACGAGCGAAAGUGCGCGAGGUGGCGGCGGAGACUUGAUGCGCAUGGAGAUGCUCAAUCGCGCGGAGACGACGAGCAUCGAACGCGAUCGAGAGGUGAUGAAAAUAUUAGAGUCCGUACGAGAUCUCGGCGGGGUGAUGAAGGAUCUGUCGGCGCUCAUUAUCGAUCAAGGCACGCUCUUGGAUCGUAUUGACUACAACUGCGAAACAGUCGCGGCGACCGUGGAGGAGGGUCGCAAGGAGUUAGUUCAGGCAGAGAAGUCGCAGAAACAGAGCGUGGCGAUCAUGUGCAUCUACAUUCUCUUAGUGAUGGUUGUGUUCAUGAUCUUCGUCGUCAUCGGGCUCAAGUCGUAA
Ostreococcus tauri is the source of this 966-nucleotide messenger RNA. Its product is annotated as Syntaxin, N-terminal domain. The transcript has a single exon. Gene Ontology annotation, cellular component: membrane; endomembrane system; SNARE complex. The record is from RefSeq and is a predicted model, not a curated record. Gene Ontology annotation, molecular function: SNAP receptor activity; SNARE binding. NCBI's taxonomy places the organism in Eukaryota, Viridiplantae, Chlorophyta, Mamiellophyceae, Mamiellales, Bathycoccaceae. Gene Ontology annotation, biological process: intracellular protein transport; vesicle fusion; vesicle-mediated transport. Bases 1 to 966 code for a protein of 321 amino acids.